GAAAAAAAAAAAAGAAGAAGAAAAGGAGCAAUAGCUCUUGGAAGAGAGAGGGAAGAAAGAAGAUGAGGCUUUUGCUGCUCACCAUUCAUCCAAGAUAAUAAAACCCUUUCUCUGCAAAAACUAAACCAAGAGAUAUAACACCAGAAGAAGAAAGAGAGUGAGGGAGAGAGAGAGAGAGAGGCCUUUCAUUUUGGAGACCAGACGAAAACCCAGCAAAGGGGAAUUAUAUCUUUUGCAAAGAAAACCAGAGGGGGAUAAACAAGAAAUGGCACUCAGAAUUUGGGCAUCUUCCACUGCCAAUGCUUUAGGCCUCUCUGUUGCUUCCAAAGCUCCAGCCUUGGCGCCUCUCUCCAGAUGCUUCUCCUCUGUACUGGACGGGCUGAAGUAUGCAAAGUCCCAUGAGUGGGUGAAGCAUGAAGGUGAUGUUGCUCUCGUUGGCAUCACAGAUCAUGCUCAGGAUCACUUGGGGGAAGUGGUGUUCGUGGAGUUGCCGGAGGUAGGCGCUGCGGUCAGCCAAGGCGGCAGCUUUGCUAACAUUGAGAGUGUGAAGGCAACCAGCGACGUGAAUUCCCCUGUCUCCGGCGAGGUCGUGGCAGUCAACGACAAGCUUGGUGAAGCCCCAGGCCUGGUGAAUACGAGCCCAUAUGAAGACGGGUGGAUGAUUAAGGUGAAGCCCAGCAACGCGUCGGAGCUGGGAAGCCUGAUGGGCCCAAAGGACUACACAAAAUUCUGCGAGGAAGAAGAUGCUGCUCAUUGAUUUUUUUUUUUUUCAUGUAAAAAUAUUUUUAUCUACGCAAUCGUCCAAUGUUAAUUAACUGUUGUUGGCUUGUUGCCUGUCUCUCCCUUUUGUUGGACUAACUUGGAUGCAUUACGGUCUCGUGUGUUGUUUUGGAUUCACAAUCACAAGAUAGCCAAAUAAAAAGUCAGUCACUUCCCUCCCUUUGCGAUUGUUGUGCAAGAAGGUCAUCAAUGAGUGAUUUCUUCACUAUUGGCUUCCCGAUAAGUAAGAAUAGAAUGAUUAGAAUGCU
Linum trigynum is the source of this 1028-nucleotide messenger RNA. The record is from the annotation of a GenBank genome assembly. NCBI's taxonomy places the organism in Eukaryota, Viridiplantae, Streptophyta, Magnoliopsida, Malpighiales, Linaceae.